CACACACUGCUGCCAGUGCCCACGGGUGCUUGUGCAGGAGGAACAUCGCAAAUAUCCAGCAGCUGGCCAAAAGUGCGGCAACUCAAAAGUGCGGAAGCUGUUUUGUGCAGUGAGCCACGGCAAACAACAGCAGCGGCAGCAGUGCUGGUGAGGAAGCAGAGCAACGAUGGCGGAUCUCCGUGAAGAGCUGCAGCCGCGCAAGGCCAAGUGGCUUGCCUUCCUCGAGGACGUGUCCAAGGAUGGCUUCUACAAUGACAAGAUCGAGGACAUGAUCCAGAAGGAGCAGAAUCGGCUCAUCAUCAACAUCAACGAUGUUCGCAAGGAAGACCCAGAGCUUGCCAGAGAGACAAUGACCUCGCCCAUGCUUGAGGUCACGGCUGCUCAAUUGGCUCUGAAGGAGCUUGUGGACACAAAGGACUCGGCAUACUCCACAAAAGAAGGGAGCUUCUUCGUUGGGUUCAGUGGCUCCUUUGGCGCCCACCACGUUACACCGCGUGGCCUCUCCGCGGACCUUCUGGGCCGCCUGGUCUGCGUUGAUGGCAUCGUCUCCAAAUGCUCCCUGGUCCAUCCAAAGGUGGUGAAGAGCGUGCACUACUGCCCACAGACGAAGCUGUCACUUGAGCGUACCUACCGCGACGCCACCUCCAUCGACGGGCUCCCCACAUAUGGCCUCUACCCACGCGAGGAUGACCAAGGCAACCCGCUCGUGACGGAGUACGGGUACAGCGUGUACAAGAACCACCAGCGCAUGACAAUCCAGGAGAUGCCUGAGCGGGCGCCGACAGGUCAGCUCCCACGCUCCAUCGACGUUAUUCUCGAUGACGACCUCGUCGACACGGCAAAGCCUGGCGACCGUGUGCAGAUUGUGGGCAUCUACCGCGCGCUCCCCAACAAACGUGGCGGAACAACAAGCGGCGUCUUCCGCACUGUGCUCCUGGGCAACACCGUUCGGCAGCUGGAGAAGGAGGUGCAGAUGCCUUCGCUCACAGACACGGACAUCAAGAACAUCCUGAAGAUUUCGAAGCGCAAGCGGGGGCGGGACACGCCGUUCCACCUGCUUGCGCGCUCGCUCGCACCGUCCAUCUACGGCAACGACGAGAUCAAGAUGGGCAUCCUCUGUCUUCUUCUCGGCGGAACGGAGAAAAACCUCAAGCGCGGCGGACACAUUCGCGGGUGCGGGGAGGACGAGGGAGAUGGGGGGGGGGGAGGUGUGGUGUUUCUUGUGUUGUAUUUGUUGUGUGCGUGCGUGCGUUCAGUGCGAACCUUGUUUUCAUCCUCGCACCGCCAACCAUUCACAGCUGCAGUCUCACGCACACGCACACACACACACACACUCACUCCUUCAUACGCACACACAUACACACUCACUCCUUCAUACAUACACACACACACUUGUUCACACGCACAGCAACAACUGGAUGACACGCUGAUCCUUGCGUUGCGUCAUGGAUCAACCAAGUUCAUCUCUGCCGGCAUCCACACGUCGUUGAAUGCGCGGUGCAGCGUGCUCGCAGCCGCCAACCCGGUGUACGGCCAAUACGACCCCUACUCCACGCCAACAGACAACAUCGGCCUCCCCGACUCGCUCCUCUCCCGUUUUGAUCUCCUCUUCAUCGUCCUCGAUAAGAUGGACCCCGAGGUUGACAGCAAGCUGGCCGGGCACGUGCUCAAGUCGCACCUGUACCGCCGUCCGGGCGAGAGCGAGGGCGAAGCGCUGCGGAUGGAGACGGCCGGCGACACCGUCAUCGUCGAGCCACCAGAGGAUGAGGAUGAGGAAGAAACGGAUGUGUGGGCGGCGCAUCAGCCGGGGAUGGCGCGUCGCCGCGGUCGCGCUCGCAUCCUCUCUGUCGACUUUGUCAAGAAGUACAUCAUGUACGCCCGCGCACGCUGCCAACCCAAGUUAACGGAGGAUGCAGCGGAGUUUAUUUCGGACGCGUACUCAACGCUUCGCUCGCGGGAGCACGACGACAAGACGCUGCCCGUCACUGCCCGAACCCUCGAGACCAUGAUCCGUCUCUCCACCGCACACGCAAAGAGCCGGCUGAGCCAGACGGUUGACCGGGCGGAUGCUGAGGUUGCGAUGGAUCUCAUCAACUUUGCCUACUACAACGAGGCCAAGCCGCUGGCAAAACCGCGCAAGAAGCGCCACCCCGACCACGACGACUCGGAUUCCGACAGCGAUGACGGCGUUGAUGGCGGCGAUCGCAUGCCGUCCACGCCCAAACCAAAGCAGAAGCCCCGCGCUACAGCCACACCAACACGCAAGGCAGCGCGCAAAGCGAACGGCCAAUCGGACGCGUCACCAGCGAAAUCAUCCGCAUUUUCAAAGGCGCGAUCCGCAACAGCAGCAUCGGGCGCGUAUGACCCGUAUGACUUUGAUGCGCCAACGACGGCUGCUGGAGAGGAGCAGCCCGCGAAAAAAGCCAAGCAGUCUUCCUCAUCGUCGUCUGCAACCACCACCACCGCCGCCGCUGAUGGUGAUGAGAAUGGCACUGCCCAAGCACAGGAGGAAGAGGAGGAGGAGGAGGCAGCAGCAGGCACAGCGAUUUCUGCGGACGAGAUGAACCGGUUCAAGGCGGCGGUGUUGGCCGUGUACAAAUCCCUCAAGCACGAGACGGUGCAGAUCAGCGAACUCUUGGAUGCGCUGGCCAAGCAAGGCAUGACGUUGACUGAGGAGGAAGCGCGCGACCGGCUGGCCAUUAUGCAAGAAAACAAUCUGGUGUAUGUCAGUGACGACACCGUGUUCCUCGUCUAG
Salpingoeca rosetta is the source of this 2755-nucleotide messenger RNA. RefSeq lists its product as uncharacterized. Gene Ontology annotation, cellular component: nucleus; MCM complex. The coding region runs from base 167 to 2755 and encodes 862 amino acids. Gene Ontology annotation, biological process: DNA strand elongation involved in DNA replication; mitotic DNA replication initiation; double-strand break repair via break-induced replication. The transcript is spliced from 18 exons. The record is from RefSeq and is a predicted model, not a curated record. Gene Ontology annotation, molecular function: ATP binding; single-stranded DNA binding; single-stranded DNA helicase activity. Lineage: Eukaryota; Choanoflagellata; Craspedida; Salpingoecidae.